Portunus trituberculatus (swimming crab) is the source of this 4458-nucleotide messenger RNA. It is a transcript of the gene Septin1, whose product is annotated as septin-1-like. Gene Ontology annotation, cellular component: microtubule cytoskeleton; cell division site; septin ring. The transcript has 12 exons. NCBI's taxonomy places the organism in Eukaryota, Metazoa, Arthropoda, Malacostraca, Decapoda, Portunidae. The coding region runs from base 127 to 1557 and encodes 476 amino acids. Gene Ontology annotation, biological process: regulation of exocytosis; cytoskeleton-dependent cytokinesis. Gene Ontology annotation, molecular function: GTPase activity; molecular adaptor activity; GTP binding. The record is from RefSeq and is a predicted model, not a curated record.
UAGAGUGGGCGGCACGUGGAUGUUUAAGGAGCGAAUCAUCUGAGCAUCAGCUGGGCUUCCAUCCGCAGCGCUAUCUUGUGCCUUGUGGUCUCGUCUCAGUCGUGCGGGUGGCGGGCGCGGCGCGGGAUGUCACUCUUGCCUAUGACAGGAUGGAGCAAAGGCCGCAGGAUGUUUGCUAUCUCUCAGUCUCGCUUUGGACCGCACCUGUCACACCACCAGUCCGCCGCCGCCUCGCCUCCCACACCCUCCAGCCCGCGUCUCGCCACUCACACAGCCAUCACUCGUGCCUCUGGGAUGCCCACGGCUGGCCAGAGGGCAGAAGACAUGUCAUCGUCCACGUCCCCGUACAUGAGUCCCCUGCCCAGCCCGAGGUCACCCAACAGCCCCGUCAGCCCCGGGCGGUGUGUCAAGGUCAAGAAAAAUCCGUUCAGUAAUCCAGACAUGCCGGGAUAUGUUGGAUUUGCAAACCUGCCAAACCAAAUCCACCGGAAGUCUGUGAAGAGAGGCUUUGAGUUCACUCUUAUGGUUGUGGGUGAAAGUGGGCUUGGCAAAUCCACACUCAUCAACACCCUCUUCCUGACUGACCUCUACCCAGACAGAGUGGUUGCCUCUGCUCAAGAAAACAUCGAAAAAACCGUGAAGAUUGAUGUGUCAACGGUGGAGAUUGAGGAGCGAGGCGUGAAGGUGCGGCUGACGGUGGUGGACACUCCAGGGUAUGGGGAUGCAAUCGACAACACAGAUUGCUUCCAGUCUAUUAUCCAAUACAUCAACGACCAGUUUGAGCGCUACCUUCAGGAUGAGUCUGGCCUCAAUCGUCGCCAUAUUGUUGACAACAGAGUCCACUGCUGCUUCUACUUCAUCAAUCCUGCUGGCCAUGGAUUGAAGCCGUUGGACAUCCAGUUCAUGAAGCAACUCCAUAAUAAGGUGAACAUUGUGCCUGUGCUGGCCAAGGCGGACACUCUCACCAAGCAAGAGGUGGCCAAGCUCAAACGCAAGGUCUUGGAUGAAAUUGAAGAAAACGGGAUUCACAUCUAUCCUUUACCAGACUGUGACACUGAUGAGGAGGAAGAUUACAAGGAACAGGUUAAGCAACUGAAGGAAGCAGUGCCAUUUGCUGUGGUGGGCUCAACAACUGUGCUGGACGUGGGAGGCAAGAAGGUGCGAGGGCGGCAGUACCCCUGGGGCGUCAUUGAAGUGGAGAAUCCAAGUCACUGUGAUUUUAUCAAGUUACGAUGUUUACUUGGAACCCACAUGCAGGACCUGACUGAAGUAACUCAGGAUGUUCACUAUGAAAACUACCGGUCAGAGAGGCUGGCCAAGGGUGGUGCUGCUCCUCCCAUGUCCUCCUCCUCCUCUACCACCAACACUUUGGCUGCCAACAAUGCACAACCAAAUGGAAAUGGUGUAUCAUCAUCCAGCAAACUCAUAAACUCGUCUUCAUCUAUUGGGCCAGAGAAAGACCGCAUGGCCAUUGAGCUGGAGGAGAAGGAAGCACAGAUCAGAAAGAUGCAGGAAAUGAUGGCCAGAAUGCAAGCCCAACUUCAAGAUAAGAAGUAAGGCAGCAUCUUGUUAGUGUAGCCAUUUUAACAGUACAAUAAAGUACUUAGCAUAAUUAAAGAAUGUGAAGAAGGAUGACAGGUACUUAGUCAAAAGUGUAAGUUUAAGAACUAGCUCCCAGACUUUGACUAUUGUAUUUUUAGACUCAGAUAGAACAAGUAGGAUGUAGUUGAGGCAACAGAAGAAGAACACUGUGUCUUUGUGAAAUAUUAACGAAAUACUCUUAAGGAAUAACAAGGAAAGUUACUGAAGAUGACUCAUUGAAAGUGGUAACUUCACGUUGCAUUUCCUUUUUAUAUACAAACUUUUUGAACGGUUAUCUAUCAUGAUUCUUUAGCCAUAGUACUGUUAUGAACCAGUUAUAGUCACAGUUAAACCUGCACCUCAUGAGUUUAAGUUGGGAGUCUUGUUUCCCCCACCAAAGACUUCACAGAGCCUUGCCAGAGUCCCACACCUGCUCAGUACUGCAUGAAUCAAGAGUGGCUCAAAUGGCUCUUAUGAUAAUGUACCAGUGGACCACUUUACUGGGAUCUGAUCAAUUUUGCCUUAAAUUUAGCACUCUGCAUUUUGAUGAGAUGCAUUUUUUAAGCACCAACCUUGUAAGUAUAGAAAAUUGAUUGAUGUAUCUUAUAAAUAUUUCCCUGAACUCAAAAACAGACCAGUGACAAUGAAUGUUAAUGCAAAAAAAAAUGUCUGAAAUGUGUAUUUGAAUUGUGUAGGAAACUCAAUUGAAAUAGUCUUAAAUUGUGUUUCAUUUAUGUACUUAGGAGUAUUGAUACAACGAUGAUGCUGUGUGUAAGUAUUGACAUCAUCUUAUUGGAGAGCAGCAUCAUGUAGAUCAUACCAUUAGACUAAGCCAUGAUUCACUGGGUAACACUUCUACACCAAGCCUCCAGUGCUGUGUCAUGCAAAGGACCUUGUUUGUGAGAGAAGUAAUGUCAAGAAAGCUUAAAGAGAGGUGAAUGAUUGCUUGACAUAUUUAAUUGUACCUUUUCACAGCCAUCUUGUGAGGUAUAUUGUCUGGGUAUUGGCUGGAUAAAGUUGUGGCUAGCAAUAGAAGCUGUAGUAAGUCCUUUGCUCAUCAUAUAAAGGCAGUUGAAGAGUGAAUACUGGCCUUGUGUUCCUCUAGCCUUACUUCACAAGCUCUAUAUCCAUCACACAGAGGCAGAUGAAGGAAGAGUGAACAUUACUUGUGUGUUCCUCUAACUUUACUUCAUGUGUUAGUUUUUGCAUUUGAAAAGUAUGGCCAGUUUGUUUUAAAGUAAUCUUGAACAGUUUUUCCAUGACUCCUCUCUCUUUUGAAUCUAUGUAGGAAGUAUUACAUUAGUAGCUUUGUUGGGAAAGCUACAUGACAGCUUUACUUUAUUGCAUAUCAACUUGAAGGUGGAUGAUUUAAUAUUAUAAAUGUUAACCAUAAUUUAAACUUAUUUUCUUCAGAAAUACAGAGCUAUAGCAGCAGAUGCAAAGUAAACCUGCCAAGUGUUUUGAUGUUUUACAAAUUCAUUCUUAAUCUUUGUUGCAAAUAUAUCCUGAGAAGUCUUUUUUUUUUAUUCUGUCCCUAGUGCUGCAUACUGUCUUCCAUAUUUGCAAAUCAGAUUUAAUGGACUGCUCCUCAAUCAAAUUUAAAAUGCAGGUCUACUGUUAAGUUGAUCAUCACUGCCAGAAUGAUUCUUUUUAUGUAGUUUUGUCUUUAUAGUGAUUACUGUGAUGUGAUUCUUUUCAAAUUUUGGGAGCCAGAGAUAAGUCUUUUUUAAGCAUUAAAUGUUAUGUUUACAAUGUAAGUGCAAGAAACCAAACACACUCAUUAUAAUAGAAGUUUUGCCUUUACUGCCUGUAAGGAGGAGGCAUUUAAAGUCAGGGCUUACAUCUUAUAUUGUUAGCAUGGAGUUUCCCUUGUAUAUAAUAUUAUUUGAUAUUGGCAGUUAUUAAAACUAACCCAGUAGUUAAUUCAUAUUGUAUUUGAAAUUAGAAUAUCUACCUAUGUAAAUUUCCAUAGAUUUUGUGUGUGAGCAACAAGAGAGCAAUUUAUUAACACUUACUUUCAUGAUCAACCAUCACAAACCAAAUGUUGAGCCUCUCAUGAGGGAGUGUCUCUCCUCAGUUUACCUCCUGAUUACAUGCCAAUAUUUGCAUGCCCAAUGUAUUAUGUACUAGAUAUAAUAUGCAAUUUUGAAUACCUUACAUUAUGCCAACAUUUUGUUUGCUUUAGCCUCCUGAUAAGUCAUUGCUCUCUUCUCCAAACCUUAUUUAGAUUGGGAGACAAAUCAGUGGACCUCGCACAGGUGAUAUUGAAGCGCACACACACACACACACACACACACACACACACACACACACACACACACACACACACACAUCUACCUGUUGUGAAAUUGAAGAGCAUCUUGCCAUGCUAAAUCAGUAUGUGUAAGCUAAGUGUGCCUUAAAAAUAAGAAUAGUAUAGAGUUCAUUGAUAUUAAGGUCAUUACAUUCUGCCUAAAUGUUAUUUUGGGAUUCAUUAAUUACUACUGUGUAGCUGUCCACUGAACGAAAAUAGUAUUAUCAGUAGUGAAGUAGUGUAUUUUGUUGUUUUUCCAUUGUUAUUUAUUUCCAAAAGUUUCUUCUCUAGUCUUCAGCUCUAGGAAGUUUAUUUAAUUAUAUAUUGUAGACAUUUACAUUUUUUUUUACUAUUUGUUUGCAUGGAUCAAUUUUUCAUAAGGGAAACAAAACCAGCUGGUGAUGGCAAUUGGAAUACAGUGUUAUGCCACAUUCCAUUUUUAUGUUUUACAUAACUUUUUUCCCAUUUAUAGUUAUCAGUUCAGAAAACUUGUGGUACUUUUUUAAUAUUUUUUGGUUUUCAAUAUGUGCCAUUAAGGUUAAGCUUUCAGGUGAAAUCAGUGUAUGCAAUAAAGUCAGUCUUUA